CCUUGCUCCCGCUCGCAGACUGACGGGUGUCCGGUCCGGAUCGCGGCCAUGCGCCAGCGCCGCGCCGAGCGGCCCAGCGGCGGGGCUGCACCGCCGCCGCGUCCCGCGGCAGCGGCGUGAAGCGGCGAAAGGAUGAAGCGGGAGAGACGGGCCGCGCCGGGCCCCCUGCCCAUGCUGGGGCUGCUGCUGCUGGGCGCGCUGCCGGGGCUCUGGACGGUGCUGCUGCGGCGGGAGGCGGCGGCGCAGCUGGUGCCGGAGCCGCGCCCGCCAGCGGGGCCGCCCCCGGGGCGCUGGGGGCCGCUCGCCGGCAGCGGGCAGAAAACUUUCCGGGCGUUGCUGGCGGUGCCGACGGUGGCAGCAGGCCAGCAGGAGCGGGGCGGAGGAGGGGGACUCGCUGCGAUCGGCUCGGCGCCACCGGCCGCCGCCUCUCCGGUGGAGCGGGGCAUCUUCUGGAGCCGAGAGCUGGAGGAGCGGGUACCGCCGGGCUUCGCGGCGGAGGAGGCGGCGGCGUGGCUGGCGGCCGCCCGCGCCGCCCGCGUGGCCUCGCUGGAGCGAGGCGGCUGCGGGCGUAGCUCCAACCGCCUGGCGCGGCUGUCGGACGGGAGCCGCGCCUGCGUCCGCUACGGCAUCAACCCGGAGCAGAUCCAGGGCGAGGCGCUCUCCUACCACCUGGCCGGGGUACUGGGCAUGCAGGAGCGGCUGCCGCCCAUGGCCCUCGCCCUGGUAGAGGCCCGCGGGCGGCAGUGGGAGCCGGUGCAGGAGGAGCUGCGCGGCUCGCACUGGGCCGAGGGCGCCGUGGUCAGCCUGACGCGCUGGGUGGACAACCUCACGGCCGUGGUGGCCCCCGCGCCCUGGGGCGCCGGCCGGCGGCUUCAGCCGCUGUCGGCCGGGGAGCUGAACGGCCUGUCGCUGUCGCAGCUGGUGGAGCUGGUGCAGUGGAGCGACCUGAUCCUCUUCGACUAUCUGACGGCCAACUUCGACCGCUUGGUCAGCAACCUCUUCAGCCUGCAGUGGGACCCGCGGGUGAUGCGCCGCGCCACCAGCAACCUGCUCCGCUCUCCUGACGGCGGGCUCGUCUUCAUGGACAACGAGGCGGGGCUGGUGCACGGCUACCGCCUCCUCGCCAUGUGGGACCCCUACAACGAGCCGCUGCUCCGUUCCCUUUGCGUGUUCCGCGCGGGCACGGCGCGGCGCGUGGCCGAGUUGUACCGCCGCCGCAGUGCCGCGGCCGAGCUGCGCCGCCGCCUCCGCGCGCGGGAGCCACUCUGGCCGCGCCUCGGCUUCCUCUCGGAGCGGCAGGCGGAGCUGCUGCAGGCGCGCGUCGACUUUGUGCACCGCCACAUCGCCCAUUGCCGCGCCCAGGCCGCCGCGCUCUGACGGCCUCGGAGCGGGCGACGAUGGCCGGUUGGCCGCAGCGCUCCGUUUUCCUGUUCUCCGAAGGCUGGAUUUCACUCUGCCCGCCGCCUCGGUGCCUCCCCGACUGCCGAGCUUGACGCUGCCGGGCAUGCAGGCGG
Molecule: messenger RNA, 1514 nt
Organism: Cuculus canorus (common cuckoo)
Lineage: Eukaryota; Metazoa; Chordata; Aves; Cuculiformes; Cuculidae
Gene: FJX1
Product: four-jointed box kinase 1
Exons: 1
Coding region: 133-1377 (414 amino acids)
Biological process (GO): cell-cell signaling
Source: RefSeq, a predicted model, not a curated record